UCUAUAUUAUUGGUUGAUUUCAUCUCCACGGCUUCAGAAAAUGACCAAUAUAGUAGCCAUUAUCAGUUUUUCUCUCAUCUUGAUUGUGGUACUGAUGAAAAUAGUGAGGAAUCAUAAGAAAACAAAACCAACUCCAAAUGUACCUCCAGGGCCAUGGAAGCUACCUGUUAUAGGAAAUGUACACCAAAUUAUUACAUCCGCACCACAUAGAAAAUUGAGAGACCUAGCCAAAAUCUAUGGACCUUUGAUGCAUCUCCAACUUGGAGAAGUCACCACAAUUAUUGUUUCCUCACCCGAGUGUGCUAAAGAGAUAAUGAAAACUCAUGAUGUGAUCUUUGCAUCAAGGCCUCGUGGUGUAGUUACAAACAUAUUGUCUUAUGAAUCCACAGGUGUUGCUUCUGCACCUUUUGGAAAUUAUUGGAGAGUGCUACGAAAGAUGUGCACCAUAGAGCUUUUGUCCCAAAAACGUGUCGAUUCAUUCCAGCCAAUAAGAGAAGAAGAACUCACUACUCUCAUCAAAAUGUUUGAUUCUCAAAAAGGGUCACCCAUCAACCUCACUCAAGUAGUACUUUCAUCAAUAUAUUCUAUCAUUUCAAGAGCUGCUUUUGGCAAGAAAUGCAAAGGCCAAGAAGAAUUCAUAUCAUUGGUGAAAGAAGGACUCACAAUAUUGGGUGAUUUUUUUCCUUCUAGUAGAUGGCUUCUACUUGUCACCGAUUUGAGGCCUCAGCUUGAUAGAUUGCAUGCACAAGUUGAUCAGAUUCUAGAAAACAUCAUCAUUGAACAUAAAGAGGCAAAGUCAAAAGUAAGAGAAGGCCAAGAUGAAGAAAAGGAAGAUUUGGUAGACAUUCUCCUAAAACUUCAGGAUGGUGACGAUAGUAACAAGGAUUUUUUCUUAACUAAUGACAAUAUCAAGGCUACAAUCUUGGAAAUCUUUAGUGCUGGGGGUGAGCCAUCAGCAAUUACCAUAGAUUGGGCAAUGUCUGAGAUGGCAAGGGAUCCAAGAGUGAUGAAGAAAGCACAAGAUGAAGUGAGAAUGGUAUUCAAUAUGAAGGGAAGGGUUGAUGAAACAUGCAUCAAUGAACUCAAAUAUUUGAAAUCAGUUGUGAAAGAAACCCUAAGAUUACACCCUCCAGGUCCUCUUUUACUUCCAAGAGAAUCAACACAAGAAUGUAAGAUUCAUGGGUAUGACAUACCCAUCAAAAGCAAGGUAAUAGUUAAUGCCUGGGCAAUUGGAAGAGAUCCAAACUAUUGGAAUGAACCAGAGAGGUUUUAUCCAGAAAGAUUCAUUGAUAUCUCUAUUGACUAUAAAGGGAAUAAUUUUGAGUACAUUCCAUUUGGUGCUGGAAGAAGAAUAUGCCCUGGCAGCACAUUUGGUUUGGUAAAUGUUGAGAUGGCACUUGCAUUGUUCUUGUAUCACUUUGAUUGGAAGCUCCCCAAUGGAAUACAAAAUGAAGACUUGGACAUGACUGAGGAAUUUAAAGUGACUAUUAGAAGAAAAAAUGACCUGUGCUUGAUUCCUGUAUCUCCUCCUUGUUCUGUGGUUGCAAUGUAUAGCUCAUAAGCUAAAAUUAUAACCUUUGAAUAUGUUAUUUCCCAUUUGUUCUUGCAAUAAAAAGCUUUUAGUUUGUCCAAAGGUA
Glycine soja is the source of this 1637-nucleotide messenger RNA. RefSeq names its product cytochrome P450 71D11-like. The coding region runs from base 41 to 1561 and encodes 506 amino acids. The record is from RefSeq and is a predicted model, not a curated record. The transcript has 2 exons. Lineage: Eukaryota; Viridiplantae; Streptophyta; Magnoliopsida; Fabales; Fabaceae. Gene Ontology annotation, molecular function: heme binding; oxidoreductase activity, acting on paired donors, with incorporation or reduction of molecular oxygen; monooxygenase activity.